This is a messenger RNA of Arabidopsis arenosa, 1929 nucleotides long. NCBI's taxonomy places the organism in Eukaryota, Viridiplantae, Streptophyta, Magnoliopsida, Brassicales, Brassicaceae. The record is from the annotation of a GenBank genome assembly.
CGUUUAUUUUGAGUACAAAAUUAUGAAACCACUCGUAAUCAAGAACCUUCCAAGAUGUCAAUUAACUCUUAGAUCUUCGCUUCUCUACACAAACCAUCGUCCCUCUUCUCGAUUCUCUCUCUCUACUCGCCUAUUCACCACCGGAGCCACCUACAUUCGCCGAGGGAAAGCAACGGCGGAGCAGACACACAAACGCGCCGCCGUGAACUCUAACGAUGUGGUAAGGAUUCGGAAUAAGAAGAAUCGUGAACUCUUCGUUUCCCUAAACGACACCGUAUCGAAUAUUCUUGCGACGGAGGCUGAUUCCGUCACCGAUGUUAUCAUCGUCGGAGCUGGUGUUUCCGGUGCCGCUCUUGCUCAUACUCUCGGCAAGGCAAGACGAAGAGUUCAUGUUAUAGAAAGAGAUUUGUCUGAGCAAGACAGAAUUGUUGGUGAAUUGCUUCAACCUGGUGGUUACUUGAAGUUAAUAGAACUUGGACUUGAGGAUUGUGUGAAGAAGAUAGAUGCUCAACGAGUUCUUGGUUAUGUUCUCUUUAAAGAUGGGAAACAUACUAAACUUUCUUACCCUUUGGAAACGUUUGAUUCGGAUGUAGCCGGGAGAAGUUUCCACAAUGGGAGAUUUGUGCAGAGAAUGCGAGAAAAAGCCGCUACUCUUUCGAAUGUACGACUGGAACAAGGAACGGUUACGUCGUUGCUUGAAGAAAACGGGACAAUCAAAGGGGUUCAAUACAGAACAAAGGAGGGUAAUGAGCUUAGAUCAUUUGCUCCUCUCACAAUUGUAUGUGAUGGUUGUUUCUCCAACUUGCGUCGCUCUCUUUGUAAACCUAAGGUGGAUAGGCUAUCUACUUUUGUGGGUCUUGUCUUGGAGAACUGUGAACUUCCAUUUGCAAAUCACGGGCAUGUUGUUCUCGCUGACCCAUCACCUAUCUUAAUGUAUCCCAUCAGCAGUUCUGAAGUCCGUUGCUUAGUCGAUGUACCGGGCCAGAAAGUUCCUCCCAUUGCAAAUGGCGAAAUGGCUAAGUAUCUGAAAACACGGGUUGCGCCUCAAGUACCAACUGAGGUCCGUGAAGCAUUCAUCGCCGCGGUUGAGAAGGGUAAUAUCAAUACCAUGCCAAACCGAAGCAUGCCAGCUGAUCCAAUUCCUACUCCUGGAGCUCUUCUUCUGGGUGAUGCAUUCAACAUGAGACAUCCUUUAACUGGUGGUGGGAUGACCGUUGCAUUGGCGGAUAUCGUUGUACUCCGUGAUCUUCUAACGCCAAUUCACAACCUUAAUGACAAAGAAGCUUUGUCUAAGUAUAUUGAAUCUUUUUACACACUGCGAAAACCUGUAGCUUCCACCAUUAAUACGCUGGCGGACGCGUUGUAUAAGGUCUUUUUAGCAUCUUCGGAUGAAGCAAGAACGAAAAUGCGUGAAGCUUGCUUCAACUAUCUUAGCCUUGGAGGUGUUUGCUCAUCUGGUCCAGUUGCAUUGCUAUCUGGUUUAAACCCUCGUCCUCUGAGUUUACUUCUCCACUUCUUUGCUGUGGCGAUCUACGCUGUUGGUCGUUUAAUGCUACCAUUUCCUUCGAUUAAAAGCUUUUGGCUUGGAGCUAGGAUAAUCUCGAGUGCUGCAAGCAUCAUCUUUCCCAUAAUCAAAGCAGAGGGAGUUAGGCAAAUGUUCUUCCCUCGUGCUAUCGCUGCCAUAUACCGUACUCCUCCUUCUCAAUGAUGCAUCAAGAGUUACAUACAUUAAAUGAUCUAUGCAGGCAAAUACUAUAACUUUUAAUCUAAUAUCUUAGUUGCUUAAUGCUAAUCAUGUGGGUGUUUAGGCUAGAUAGCUCAGGAGUCAGGAACCAGUGUAAACAUAGCUCCUUAAGUAUAUAUGAUUGAGAGCAGAGAGUCUUGUAAGUGCAUCAAUGGAAAGCACCUAAGUAAAUCCGAAGCGUAAAU